Molecule: messenger RNA, 2157 nt
Organism: Sceloporus undulatus (fence lizard)
Lineage: Eukaryota; Metazoa; Chordata; Lepidosauria; Squamata; Phrynosomatidae
Gene: TMEM138
Product: transmembrane protein 138
Exons: 10
Coding region: 798-1586 (262 amino acids)
Biological process (GO): non-motile cilium assembly
Cellular component (GO): ciliary transition zone; cilium
Source: RefSeq, a predicted model, not a curated record
AUUCCAUAGCCUUGAGACAGACAGAGUUAAAGCGGUGCCAAACUGGGUUAUUUUUCCAGUGUGGAUGCUGUUUCGCUGUGCAAAGUGCUCCAAAGAGGGGCCUCCUAGUACACACUUUUGUGGAUAUCACAUCCUGGGGAUGUUGCACUGUUUUGAGGAAAUUAAUGCAAUGGUCCUGUGGUUACUGCACUCCUCCAUGACAGACAGGGCAGCAGCCAUAAGUCCGGCAGCACUUGGAACUUGGAAGCCACAACAACAUCAGACAAAAAGCCGGAAGUGCAGGUGCUCCACUCCGCUCCCGAACUCUAUGGCCCCUGAGGCUGGCGGUGACGCUGACUCCUACGCUCCCUUCGGCCGUCGUUGGCGCUGUCUCCAUGGGAACCGUCAGCAGCGGCGGCGGGGCGAGAAAUGUAAUCAAGGCUUCCCAACUGAGGUUUUGUGAGACAUUUAGCCUCCUCUGUCAAAGAGAGCUCUGGUGCCACCAUAAAAACUGCAUUUGUGUUUUGGAGCGUAGCUUCACAAUGGAGCUCAGAUGGGAGGACAUUGUGGAAUCCCUCCUGGACAGAAGGUGGAAACGUUGGACAUGUCCUGGAAAAGGAGGACCUCUGGUCGCCCUGUAAUACCCACAAGAUGUAUCAGAAGAAGUAGCUUAAUGUUGAUUUGCCUGAUUUGAGAUCUCAUUUUAAAGAGCUAUGAGUGACUGGACUGGAGGGAAAGCAGUGUACCCCAGUGUGGGAUGAGAAUGAGCUGGCACUCUCGAUGCAGGCAUUGAGAUCUCACAAAUCUAGCCCAGGAAGAUGCUCCAAACCAGCAACUAUAGCCUGGUGCUCUCCUUGCAGUUCUUGCUUCUUUUCUACGAUCUCUUUGUCAACUCCUUCUCAGAACUGCUGCGCAUGGCCCCUGUCAUCCAGCUUGUGCUCUUCAUCAUUCAGGAUAUUGCUAUCCUCUUCAAUGUCAUCAUCAUAUUCCUCAUGUUCUUCAAUACCUUCGUCUUCCAAGCUGGCCUGGUUAAUCUUCUGUUCCACAAAUUUAAGGGGACCAUAGUUCUUUCAGCAGCAUACCUUGCUUUGAGUAUAUCCUUCCACAUCUGGGUUAUGAACCUCCGCUGGAAAAAUUCCAACUACUUUGUAUGGACUGAUGGGCUGCAGACCCUUUUUGUUUUCCAGAGACUAGAUCGCCAGCUGUCCUCUACCCCUCUGGAGAUUCUGCUGUUCCUCAAUGGCUGGUAUUAUGCCACAUAUUUCCUGCUGGAGAUUUUCAUAUUUGUGUAUAAAGGACUCCUGCUGCCCUAUCCUUCUGCCAAUCUGGCUUUAGAUCUGGUCAUGCUCUUCCUCUACCUUGGGAUUGAAGUCACAAGGAUAUUUUUUGGCUCAAAAGGGAAUCUGUGUCAACGGAAAGUACCACUUGCCAUCAGUCUGGCAUUAACCUUUCCAGCCGCAGUGAUGGCAGCCUACUAUCUGCUACUGCAGACCUAUGCCCUGAGGCUGGAAGCCAUCCUCAAUGCUAUCCUUCUUCUCUUCUAUGCUGUUGAGCUGCUGUUGGGCAUUCUUACCCUGGCCGCCUUCUCCAGCUUGGAUUCAUACUGAGAAGCUGCCUGGUCUCCAUUGUAUGGAGAGUGAAGAGCAAGGCUGGAUGAACCCUCCAUUGCCAUGGCUGGGCCCAGAAAAAGUUUCAGGUUCAGUUGUGCAAGCUGAAAGAAGAUGCAGCAGGCAUCUUUUUACUUCAGACAUGUACAGACAAGCAGCCAGCAGCAGGAUUUUCAAUCAUCAGUGAAAGGUCCUAACAUUUCCCCACUAUCACCAAGCAUUCCUUUUGAAAGAUGACAGUUUCUUCAUUUCAACUGUACAGCUGGACCACUGAGCUCAGCCUGAUGUAUAGAUCUGAUGUAUAGCUGCUGUGUCCUUCAAAUUCUUCAGAAAGAGGUGUUCUGACAUGGGAUCAAGAAUCUAGUAUGUGUGCAGUGACACUCAUUAUGGCAUUUGUGUCCAGCCCUUCCUAACUUUGUUACCUCCUGUGCCCUAUUCCUGCAAAGGCAUGGGGCUGAGGGCAGUGGGUCUUGGGCCCCUUCCCUCACUCAGUAUUGUUGUGGUAUGUAUUGAGAAUUUGUGAUACUUGGUUUUAUACUGUAUCUGUGGAAUAAAUAUUUAUUUUUCAACU